Molecule: messenger RNA, 1585 nt
Organism: Engraulis encrasicolus (European anchovy)
Lineage: Eukaryota; Metazoa; Chordata; Actinopteri; Clupeiformes; Engraulidae
Exons: 2
Coding region: 1-1479 (492 amino acids)
Biological process (GO): DNA integration; DNA recombination
Molecular function (GO): DNA binding
Source: RefSeq, a predicted model, not a curated record
AUGCAGAGAUGGGUGUUCUCGCUCCGUUUGCACCCCGAGCGCAGAGCACACCUCAACCGGCAGAUAACGGUUUCCCUCCCAUGCAUCCGCGCGCUACUGACGUGGCGGGACCCCGCACUACUGUCACAGGGAGCCCCACUGGGGCUCAUCGUGACACGACGUGUGGUGACAACGGAUGCGUCGCUGAGUGGCUGGGGCGCCACUCUGGGGGAUCUGGCUGUGGGUGGUGUUUGGACGGAAAACCAAUGUCAGCUUCACAUCAACGUCCUGGAGCUGACAACAGUGUUCCUAGCGCUAAAGCAUUUCCUGCCUUUGCUGCGCCAUCACCACGUUUUAGUCCGUACGGACAACACAGCAGUAGUGGCAUACAUAAAUCACCAAGGGGGCCUGCGUUCACCCGAACCCGUCAGCGUGGAACCUACACGCCUUCCACGUGAAAGGGACACAUUAAGAGCAAUAGGUCUGCCACCGAAUGUUAUUGCAACUAUUCAGAGUGCCAGAGCUCCAUCUACGAGAUCUGUGUACGAUAUGAAGUGGAGGGCGUUUGAGAGAUGGUGUGUUCAGAAGGGCGUUAUCCCCUUUCAGUGUUCUAUCACCAAUGUACUUACGUUCCUUCAGGAAUUAUUCGAGAAGGGACUGGCCUAUUCUACACUUAAGGUCUACCUGUCAGCGAUUUCAGCAUGCCAUGUAGGCUACGAUGGUGUAUCUCCGGGAGCGCACCCCCUGGCUAACAGAUUUCUGAAGGGCGCUCGACGCCUUCGACCUGCUGUGCGCUCGACCGUUCCCUCUUGGGACCUCUCCUUGGUGCUGAACGCGCUCUCCCAAGCCCCGUUCGAGCCCCUACAGACUGCAAGCAUUAAGGUCCUCUCGUACAAAACUGCCCUCUUGCUGGCCCUUGUCUCAGCUAAAAGGGUGAGCGAGAUCACUGCUCUCUCUAUACACCCCUCCUGUAUGGAAUUCAGUGCGGAUAAUAAUAAUGUCACGCUUCGGCCCAAUGUAGCGUUUAUUCCUAAAGUGUCUAUGUUGUACGGCAGCUGCGAUCUACAACUGACGUCUUUCAACCCCCCUCCUUUCUCCUCGCAGGAACAGGAGAGGUUACAUUACCUCUGCCCGGUCCGGGCAUUACGCUUGUACAUGGACAAAACUUCUUCAUUCAGGCGUACCGACCAACUAUUUGUUUGCUUUGCAACUAAUUCUAAGGGACAGGCGCUCUCGACACAGAGGCUGUCCCAUUGGAUUGUUGAUGUGAUUGCAAUGGCCUAUCGGGCCUCGGGGAAAGACCCCCCUGCUCUCAGAGCUCACUCUACGAGAGGUGUCGCCGCGUCUUGGGCCGCAUUUAGAGGAGUGCCUGUCCAGACUGUUUGCGCUGCUGCGGGUUGGGUUUCACCGCACACCUUCGUAAAACACUAUCGCCUUGAUGUUACAGCGUCCACGGUGGCUCACGCUGUCCUUGAGGCGGGGGGAUCAAGACCUGUGUGAACUGCUUUGCACUUUCAGCGUGGUUUUUCACUCCCGUUAUUUUUUACUGGUUGGGAAUGAGCAUUCAGGGGCGUAUUUAAAACUCCCAUAGAGUCACAGUCUGUGU